Scylla paramamosain (green mud crab) is the source of this 968-nucleotide messenger RNA. RefSeq lists its product as uncharacterized. The transcript has 4 exons. The record is from RefSeq and is a predicted model, not a curated record. NCBI's taxonomy places the organism in Eukaryota, Metazoa, Arthropoda, Malacostraca, Decapoda, Portunidae. The coding region runs from base 390 to 719 and encodes 109 amino acids.
AGCAUACUGUACUUAGAAAAGCUACAAUUUCUAUCAGAGGGGAGUUUAGACAGGAUGGAGAAGAUAAAAUACGGAGAGGUUGACAAUGACAGACGUAUCUCAUUCCACCACCACCACCACCACUACUUCAAUCCUCUCCUUUUCUCCUGGGAAUGCCCACCACCAUCCCUACUCACUCAGGAUGUUUAACCACAUUGUUCCCGAUCCCCAAGAAACAUCCCUCACCAACACCACCACCACCAUCAUUCCUAUCUCCCUAUGGGAAGUGCCACUGCUGCCAACAGUCUCCCCAAGGCUUCAUGUAUAAGACAGCAAUGGUAUCAUGAAUUAUUCUCACUCCCACAAUGACAUAAUUUCCUUCCUGAGCAUCUGAGAACCAAUCCCUGGCCAUGACCCAUCCCAGACAGGCCUGGGUGUGCUUACUCAUCAUGACCCUAGCACUGCCAUGCCUCAGUCAACAAAACAGCCUGGUUGUGUGGUGCCUCGUCUGGGCCACCCUGUGUGGGAUUGCCAGCCAGUCUUUCAGAACCCGUGCAUCCAGACCCCAAGACACCUGGAUGGUCCACUGGGCACCACACAUCCACCCUAGCCUUCCAGAACCUGUGCAUCCAGACCCCAAGACACAUGGAUGGUCCACCUGGUGCCAUACAUCCACCUCAGCCUUUCACAACCUGUGUCCUGGUCCCAAGACACCUGCAUGGUCCACACAACUAAUAUAAGUCAAGUCAUAUAGAACCUUCUUCCGGUAUGACCUCCACACAGGGACUGCCACGUGUUGCCCUGAUGGUCUCUUGCAGCUUCCCUUAUUUUCUGAUGUUCUUAAAUUAACCUGAACUUAACCCAAGUAUAAACAAUUUUUUGUGCUGGGAAAUAUAUUACAGUGUCAGUGUACAUUGUUGAAUGUGGCACAAGUAUGUACAUAACUUUACUGGUGAAAAUGUGUCAGGAAGUGUUAGACCCUGGGAUUG